This is a messenger RNA of Theobroma cacao (cacao), 2187 nucleotides long. The record is from RefSeq and is a predicted model, not a curated record. NCBI's taxonomy places the organism in Eukaryota, Viridiplantae, Streptophyta, Magnoliopsida, Malvales, Malvaceae.
AUGGAGAAGCAAUCAGACACCAUUUUUGAAGCGAGGGAAGAGCUCAUGGUUUCACCAACUGGUGGAUACCCUACACUAAGAAAAGCCCACUUUCUCAAACCAGCUGCCACCUCCAAUAAUGGAAACGUUUCUGAGCUUCCUUCAGAUUGUUUCUCCCCCAAGCCCCUUACAUAUGACCUCAAAGACUUGUCAGAGAAAAUGUUAUUCAGAGGCUGGAAACGUCCAACAGAGAAAUGGAAAAGAUGGGUUCAAAACAUGCAUUCCAAGUACCAAGCUUUAUGGAAGCAAGUUGGUAUUUAUGAGGCAGUCAUGAGUUCCAGAUAUGAUAUGAAACAACACAAAGAACUUGUUCUUGGCCUUGCUGAAAAAUGGUGUCUUGAUACUAAUACUUUUAUCUUUCCUUGGGGUGAAGCAACAAUAACCUUGGAAGAUGUGAUGGUCUCUGGGGGUUAUUCUGUUCUUGGUGUAUCUGUUUUAAGCCCUCUGAAGACUAAACAACUGGUUGAAGUUAAAGAAAAACUAAUUAAAGGGCGCAAAGAAGCUGCAAGAGCAAGAUCUUUAGCUGCCUCGCAUAAAUCAUGGAUGGACUAUUUCAUGGGAACUGGGCAUGACCUCGAGCAUGAAGCAUUCCUUUCUUUAUGGUUAUCCAACUUUGUUCUUGUUAAUUCUGUUUCAUUUCAACGUAUAGGAAAACAUGUUUUUCCUAUUGCCAUUCAUUUGGCUAGAGGUACCAGGGUUGCCCUUGCACCAGCAGUGUUAUCUAGCAUAUAUAGGGACUUGAGUCUAUUGAAAGGUUGGUUCUUUAGCUCAAAUGUUGUGCAAACUAAUAAGUUGCUUCAUCUUUAUGCACCAUUUCAGUUAGUGCAGCUUUGGGUUUGGGAAAGAUUUCCAAGACUGCGGCCACUGCCUAAUUCCAUCUCACUUGGUGAGCCAAGAGCAGCAAGAUGGCAUAGGCUUAAGAUGAAUGCUGGUGAUGUGAAGUUGGCCAUAGACUCGGCAGGAACAGGUUUUCAAUGGCGGCCUUAUGCUAUAGCAGAUAAUAAUUGGUCUUUGCCAAAGUUUUAUGGUGACAAGGAACAGUACAUAUUGAAUGAUUUUCAUUUGGAUGAAGAGAUACAGUCCUUUGCUAUGUUUUUAAGGGAAAGCGAGCUAGUUGGACUAGAAAGCAUAGAGCAGUACCUUCCACAUCGGGUUGCGAUGCAGUUUGGAAUGGAUCAAGAUCUUCCAGGAUGCAUUGCCAGAUGCAACGAAAAUCCUGAAAUUGCUUGGAGAAAUUACAGCAGGCCAAUCCAAGAUGCAGUGCUCUAUAUACCAGCUCGGCUUUUUGAGUCAGUUAUUACCACACAGUACUCACAUUGGUGGAAGCAAUCAAUGCUGGCUCAAGGUGAUGCUAUCAAGGCAUUUGUUAGUAGGCGUAGAAGUCCAAGAAAAUCACCAGAUGCUUCGGUAAGGAAGAACGAGUGCUACAUUCUCUUUUCUCCUGAUCAUCCUUUGAAAUGUGGAGAAGUUAGCAGAGGAGAUUCUGCUAUGGAAAAUGAAGAUAGAGGGGUGGAAGUAGGGGGUCUGGUUCAGGAGGAGGACAUGGAAGAUCAAUUAACAGUAACAGAAUUGUUGACGCAUGCUAAGCGUGAUGGUGAAAAAACUGUAAUGGGUGGUGAGAAUGAGUCUCCCCUAGGUACUCAACGUUUGUUAUCUUCAACUAAAGAAAUUGAAACACUUGCAAAGCUAGAAGCAAAUAUGAAAUCAGAUCAAGUUAGCAUACAAGUUUCUGUUAAGGACCAAGAAGAUGUGAUCUUGGAGAAUAUCGGUGAGGGUGACGAGAUUGGUUGCACUCUGGCUGUUGAUGUCCUGUCAUUAUCAGUUCGUGAAAAUCAAAAUGUGUCAACUUUCAUUGCAGAUAAAGAAUAUGUUAAAAAUAUCAAAUCAGAAGGGAAACAGGAAGCAGAGGUUAGAAGAAAUGAAAGUUCAAUAGGAGAAUCAAAAGGAGUGGUGGCAGAUGAUGUCAAUAGCAAACCAAGUCUUAAUGAUGGAGCAGAAGGCAGUAGCACUCAUGAUCUUGCAACACUAGCAAUUGAGCUUGAAGCUCGGAUUUGCAGGCUUGAAAAACUGUCUGCUGAGCUGAAGGAAAAAAGAUUACGCAAGAAAUUGGAGAAUCAAUUUAAGGGAAUUUCAUCUGAACCACAGUAG